AUGAGCUCCUACCUGGAGUACGUGUCGUGUGGUGGCGGCGGCGGCAGCGGGGUUGGUGGCGACGUGCUCAGUUUCGCACCCAAGUUCUGCCGCGCCGACGCCAGACCCGUGGCCCUGCAGCCUGCCUUCCCUCUGGGCAGCGGCGACGGCGCCUUUGUCAGCUGCCUGCCUCUGGCUGCUGCCCGGCCCACGCCAUCCCCCCCCUCGGGCGGUGGCUCCCUCCUCCUUAGCGGCCAGGUGGAUUUCGCCGCCUUCGGGGAGCCUGGCCCUUUCCCGGCGUGUCUCAAAGAGCCUGCAGACGGCCACCCCGCGACCUUUCAGACCACGUCCCCAGCCCCUGGAGCCUACCCUAAAUCCGUCUCCCCUGCCUCCGGCCUCCCCGCCGCCUUCAGCACAUUUGAGUGGAUGAAAGUGAAGAGGAAUGCCCCUAAGAAAAGCAAAUUGACCGAGUAUGGGUCCGCUAGCCCCUCCAGCGCGAUCCGCACGAAUUUCAGCACCAAGCAACUGACAGAACUCGAGAAAGAGUUUCAUUUCAAUAAGUACUUGACUCGAGCUCGACGCAUCGAGAUAGCCAACUGCUUGCAGCUGAAUGACACCCAAGUCAAAAUCUGGUUCCAGAACCGCAGGAUGAAACAGAAAAAGAGGGAACGAGAAGGGCUUCUGGCCACAGGCAAUACUAUGGCCUCCCUCCAGCUUCCCCUCUCAGGAACCAGCCCCAUCAAGUCUGGCAAGAACCUGAGGAGCCCUUCUCAGUCCCAAGAGCCUUCCUGAGGUCCAGUCUCUAGGCUGAGGAACCUUGGCCUGCAGAAGUCACAGACACCACCACCACCCCGCCGUUCUCCCCUCACCCCCACAAUCUAGAUUUACAAGCUGCUCUCUCUCUUUGGAAUUGGAGGUGGGCGCUGGCAGAAAUUAACAGGGAUUUCAUUUGAGAAAGGAAGUGUUAUAGUUGGCUUUUGAGUUCCAGGCUGUGUGCAUAGAUAUUAAUUUGAUAUCUCCUAAGCUUCUUGUUUGCAUAUUACUUGUGUCCAUCAGGGGAGAAGUGUCCAACUGCCAGCCCAGCUCUGCUGCCAUGUUGCCUAACUUAGAAAUAUGCAAUACUUGGGUGCGGGGUGGCAGGCCAUUUGUUGCCAGGAUCUGCCAGCUCUCUGGUGUGCUCAGCAGAGUACCUGCCUCUAGUGUUUCUGAUGUUAACUAAAGAGCAAGUUUACAUGUAUUCAGCUUCUUGAGAUGACCAAAGCUAGUUGGGGUCUCAUUUAUGUAGCUAAGCUACUUCAAUGACGACCUUUACAUUUGCAC
This is a messenger RNA of Tupaia belangeri chinensis (Chinese tree shrew), 1299 nucleotides long. It is a transcript of the gene HOXD1, whose product is annotated as homeobox D1. The coding region runs from base 1 to 771 and encodes 256 amino acids. Gene Ontology annotation, molecular function: RNA polymerase II cis-regulatory region sequence-specific DNA binding; DNA-binding transcription factor activity, RNA polymerase II-specific. Gene Ontology annotation, cellular component: nucleus. The record is from RefSeq and is a predicted model, not a curated record. The transcript has 3 exons. Lineage: Eukaryota; Metazoa; Chordata; Mammalia; Scandentia; Tupaiidae. Gene Ontology annotation, biological process: regulation of transcription by RNA polymerase II.